CGUCUGCUCUCCCCUCCUGCCUCAGGCUGUGGCUAUCCUUCCACCCAAAUCUCCUCCCGCGUUGUCAAUGGCCAGGACGCGGUCCCCUACAGCUGGCCCUGGCAGGUAUCCCUGCAGUAUAAGAGUAAUGGAGCCUUCUACCACACCUGUGGUGGCAGCCUUAUCACCGCUGACUGGGUCGUAACUGCGGGCCACUGCAUCUCGAGCUCCCGGACCUACCAGGUGGUGUUGGGCGAGUAUGACCGGGCUGUGGAGGAGGGCCCCGAACAGGUGAUCCCCAUCAACGCUGGAGACCUCUUCGUGCACCCACUUUGGAACUCCAGCUGUGUGGCCUGUGGCAAUGACAUCGCCCUCAUCAAGCUCUCGAGCAGCGCCCAGCUAGGAGAUGAGGUCCAGCUGGCCUCUCUCCCUCCUGCCGGCGACAUCCUGCCCAAUGAGGCGCCCUGCUACAUCAGCGGCUGGGGCCGUCUCUAUACUGGAGGGCCACUCCCGACCAAGCUGCAGGAGGCCCUGCUGCCUGUGGUGGACUAUGAGCACUGCUCCCAGUCGGACUGGUGGGGCAGCAGUGUGAAGACCACCAUGGUGUGUGCCGGCGGGGACACCCGCGCUGGGUGCAACGGUGACUCUGGAGGACCCCUCAAUUGCCCUGCAGCAGAUGGCUCCUGGCAGGUCCAUGGUGUGACCAGCUUCGUGUCUUCCCGCGGCUGCAACACUCUCCGGAAGCCCACAGUCUUCACGCGUGUCUCCGCCUUCAUCGGCUGGAUCGAGGAGGUGAGCGGAAGGCGAGCCGGGAGGGCUCCGGCGCUGGCUCCUCCGAGAGGUGCUGGGGGGAGGGGUGAGAACAGCUGA
Molecule: messenger RNA, 849 nt
Organism: Ceratotherium simum simum (southern white rhinoceros)
Lineage: Eukaryota; Metazoa; Chordata; Mammalia; Perissodactyla; Rhinocerotidae
Product: chymotrypsin-like elastase family member 3B
Biological process (GO): proteolysis
Molecular function (GO): serine-type endopeptidase activity
Source: RefSeq, a predicted model, not a curated record